Lepisosteus oculatus (spotted gar) is the source of this 2511-nucleotide messenger RNA. It is a transcript of the gene tbcb, whose product is annotated as tubulin folding cofactor B. Gene Ontology annotation, cellular component: microtubule plus-end; nucleus; cytoplasm. The record is from RefSeq and is a predicted model, not a curated record. Gene Ontology annotation, molecular function: microtubule plus-end binding; alpha-tubulin binding. Gene Ontology annotation, biological process: cytoplasmic microtubule organization; tubulin complex assembly; post-chaperonin tubulin folding pathway. NCBI's taxonomy places the organism in Eukaryota, Metazoa, Chordata, Actinopteri, Semionotiformes, Lepisosteidae.
CUAUGGGGAGUGGGCGGGUGGAAGGUUCGAGAAGCGGCUGUCUGGAAACGCAAGGGAUUUCAGUGUGGGAUCAGGCCGACGUAAACACGGGCUUUGGGCAGACCAGCUGCAGGAGGCUCUGUUUUUGUGCGGCGAUAAUAACCUGCAGGAGCUAACAGAACACUAGCGAGGGUCGCCGACAGCGAACUCCGUCUUCCCUUGCAGGUCCCAGCGCGCUCGGCCCCGAGAUGGAAGGCGUGACCGUGGUCACCAGCCCCACGGUGUCCGUGAGGAUGACCAGCUCGCUGAGCUCCUUCGAGGUGAAUCGCAGGUUCAACCGCGGCAUCACGAUCGCCGAGUUUAAGACCAAGCUGGAGAUGAUCGUGGGAUCUCCUGCGUCCCGCAUGGAGCUGCAGCUCUUCAGUACGACCGACAAGUUCCUGCAGAACCUCGACGACAACGAGGCGCUGCUGGGCUCCUACCCUGUGGACGACGACUGCAGGAUACACGUGAUUGACCGGAGUGGGGCGCAGAGCGGGGAGUUCACCGACCUGUCCAGAGUGGAGAAGUUCGAGAUCUCCGAUGAAGCCUAUGAGAAGAGAUCAGACUCUGUGCGCUCCUUCAUGAAGAAGAAGAAGGUGGGCCGCUUCAAUGAGGAGGAUGUGGAGCGCCAGAAGGCAGAGCAGGAGCAGAAGGAGAACGAGGAGAAAGCCCUGACCGAGGCCAUCGCGGUGGGCGCCCGCUGCGAGGUGCGCGUCCUGGGGCAGCCCCCCAAGAGAGGGACCGUCAUGUAUGUGGGUCUGACGGACUUCAAACCAGGUCACUGGGUAGGAGUGAAAUACGAUGAGCCCCUGGGGAAGCAUGAUGGCAGCGUCAACGGGAAGCAGUAUUUUGAGUGCCAGGUCAAAUACGGAGCCUUCGUCAAGCCACAGGUGGUGGUGGUGGGGGAUUUCCCCGAGGAAGACUAUGGCUUGGAUGAUGAGAUGUAGUGGUGAGGAGGGAGCAGGGAGGCCCGGAGACCGCUGCUGUGCUCUGCGUGUGCUGCCGCUCCUGGUGCACACUGGAGUGUCUUCUCACGUUGUUAAAAUACUGUAUAUAUUUUGAAAUGUGCAACAACUUUUUUUCAAUUAAUGGAGGAGUUGAUUUCAAGACUUGUCUGUCAGAUUAACUGCGAGGUCAUCAAUGCCUUAUUUAAAUUUAUACUUUGAAAGUGUUUUUUUAGUAUAUUGUCUACUUAUUAAUGCUAAAGCUUGUAGAAUUCAACUAUCACUCUGUGUGCAAGUGGAUGCAGUUUUCCCUGUGAUCUCUCUGCUAAAUUUAUGUAUUUAAAUAGGUGUAAUGUUGUUAACAUAGGUGGGGACUGUGAUCAUAUCUAGGAUGUGUCCCUUUUUAUGUAUAGAAAGGCUCAUUUAAGUGGCGUCAUUGUACAGUAUGUUGUUCUGAGUGAUUGAGCUUGGAUAUUAGUCUGCAUGUCUGAGUUAAACUGUACAAGUCUCAUUCACACCAUCACACACUUUGAACUCAAGGUCUGUUCUAUCAAGUGGCAAAAUGCUCCUAACAAGGUUCACCUCUGAAAGAAGUAGGCCUUCUUUAUUUUUGUAAUUCAAGGUAGAGAUUGUUUUGUUUACCAGUAGUGGUCUGGUAUGUUCUCCAUUUUUAUUGAAGUGAACCUUUGCAGCAGAUGAAGUGUGAUAAGGCCUCCUGCGUUGUGAGAUCCAGGCACUUCUGACAAAGCUGUGCUGAUAGUUAUUCUAAAGAUUGCAUGUUCUAGGGGACUUUUCCUUCAUGUUUAGCACAGGCUGAUGUGAGAACUUAAAACAAAGGGUCUUUUAGAAGUUGCCAGUUUGCGAGGUGGAAACAGGAGUCCCAUCAGUGGGAGACCUUUCCUCUCGUGUUAAAGAGGAGGCCAGUGGAAGCUGUCCUAGGCUGCCGUGUGGUGCCACUCACAGCUCUGUCUGAGCUUGCCAUUUCCAGUUCAGAGCAACUGAGAAACUGACAAGGUCUAAUUUUCAAAGAGCUUGAAUUGACUGAAAUAAUUCCUUUUACUAUGCACAUGAGUUACUGAGGAGUUUUGUGCCAAAGUGUCAUGAUAUAUUUGUACAGUAUAAAUAGAAAACUAUUACUAAUCCGGAUCCCAGACAAGGCACAUGUAGUGAGUUGCACUUUUGUUUUGAACACUACCGGUCCAAUGUUUUCUCCACAAAGGCAGUGUUGCGCAGACUGCUGCAGUACUGAGCCGAGAAGGCAGAACUGCCCUCUUUAUUAUGGCACGCAUUUCAUUUCUAUGGAAAAGGUCCCAAAUCAACCAACUAUUGAAGGAUAACUCUUGAGUUGAAAGCACUGUUUUCUUUGCUGGCUAUGUCAAGUAUUGGUCAUCAAAAUGAAGCAUCAGAUUUCAUGCGCAAUAUACUGUAUGCAUCCUGAACCUGAAUUUACACCGUGUUGACUCUGUGAUGGGGGGGGAAAAAACUACUAAGUUGUUAAAAAAAUGUCUUAAUUUGUCAUUAAAAAGCACUAAUGAAGUUCCAAAUA